Molecule: messenger RNA, 1351 nt
Organism: Danio aesculapii
Lineage: Eukaryota; Metazoa; Chordata; Actinopteri; Cypriniformes; Danionidae
Gene: nfybb
Product: nuclear transcription factor Y, beta b
Exons: 7
Coding region: 89-706 (205 amino acids)
Biological process (GO): regulation of transcription by RNA polymerase II
Cellular component (GO): nucleus; CCAAT-binding factor complex
Molecular function (GO): protein heterodimerization activity; RNA polymerase II cis-regulatory region sequence-specific DNA binding; DNA-binding transcription activator activity, RNA polymerase II-specific
Source: RefSeq, a predicted model, not a curated record
CCUGCGCAGGGACUGGCUCUCCCGCAGCCAUUUUCUGUCCAACCAAACGGCCGAACUGAGGCGAGAACCAACCAGGGCUUCAUCGCAGAUGGACGGAGACAGUUCAACCACAGAUGCCUCCCAACUUGGCAUGACAGGAGAAUAUAUGGCUAGUAGCCAUUUUGUUCUACAUGCUCAGGAUGAUGAAGGUGAUGAUGGGCUCAACGACCAUGAGGAUGGUAAUGAAUGCAAAGACAACCUACGGGAACAAGACAUCUAUCUCCCCAUCGCCAACGUUGCCCGAAUAAUGAAGAAUGCAAUCCCACAAACUGGAAAAAUAGCUAAGGAUGCGAAGGAGUGCGUGCAGGAGUGUGUGAGCGAGUUCAUCAGCUUCAUCACUUCAGAAGCCAGUGAGAGGUGCCAUCAGGAGAAACGCAAGACAAUAAAUGGCGAAGACAUCCUGUUUGCAAUGUCCACGCUGGGUUUUGACAUGUAUGUGGAGCCCCUUAAGCUCUACCUGCAGAAGUUCAGAGAGGCCAUGAAAGGAGAGAAAGGCAUAAGCACUGUAACUGUAACUGAAGGUAUGGGAGAUGAGCUGACUGAUGAGUCUUUCGCAAAUCCACUACCUGCAGGGAUCAUAACAGCUGACGGACAGCAACAAAACGUGAUGGUGUACACCACCGCUUAUCAGCAGAUCCCAGGCGUGCAACAGCUCCAGUUUUCUUGAAGAUGUGCAGAAAUCAACACCUAAAGUUCACAAAUCAAACUUCCACACACAAGUGAUGAUGAUGAUCAUGAUGAUGAACGGUGAGUCUGUUGAAGGGGUCAUCUGUGGUCUUCUCGUGCUCACAAGUCACAGAGCCGGACAUCUUUUGUUUGUUUAGCUUGUUUUGUGUGUGCUCUGUGUGUUUGUGCACACACUUUAUGAUUUUAAGUGACUAGUCUGUUGGGUGUUACUUUUCUUUGCGUUUUCAUCACUCAUUUUAUCUAUUUAAUGAAUUAUGGGUAGAAGGGUCCUGAGGGGUUUUAUAAUGAAUUCAAGCCCUCAUUAAAGCAAUAAAACAGAUCAAAUGUGAGGUCUUCCUGUGACUUAAAGGAAUAAAUGCUUUCUUCCUUCUUUUAUACUCAAUUAAAAAUCAUGCUGCAUGUGCGAUUUCUGUUUGAUGAGACGAUAACACUUUUCUUUUUGUAAAAAAGGAAUAUUUUUGUGAAUGUUUUUCCUUGUUUUAUGAAUUUGUAUUAAUGCUAACUACUCAACAUGGAGAAUUGAUUUCAAAGAGGUUUACAUUUAUUUAAAUCAAAAAAUGAAUUGACUUUUUCAAUGUUGCCCAUUGUAAGACAAUGACUUUGGUUAUGAUUAUGAUCUCACAUU